AAAAGAAUAUAUACUGUGUGGAAUACAUAAAGGAAAGAAAACAAUGGAGGAAAGCAGAAGAGUUCCAGUAGACAGAGGUUGGGCAUGGGUGAUUCUCGCUGCCAACUUUCUUGUUGUGUUCCUGGUCAUUGGCUGUACUUCCUCUUUCGGGCUUUUCUUUGCUGAGUUUAUGAGUGAAUAUAAGGCAUCUGCCUCCAGCAUCACCGUAGCACUGUCGGUACAGACCGUAGUAUUUAGUGUUGCUUCGCUCUUUGCAAUGAACUUCGGAACUGGUCUUGCAUCCAAUCGGACUUAUAUUAUAAUUGGAGGUCUCUUUGGUUGCUUGGCAUACGUCAUCAGUGCCAUAAUAAAAGACAUGUCCUAUCUUAUAUUAUCUCAUGGCGUAAUAUUUGGUAUCGCUUAUGGAUUUUCCUAUGGACCAUCACUAGUAGUUUUAGGGAGAUACUUUGACAAGAAAAGGGGUCUAGCUGCCACCUUAGGAAAUAUGGGAGUCAGCUUCGGAAGUUUGAUAUUCCCGCCUGUCAUAAGAAUUCUUCUGGAUACAUACGGACUAAGAGGAGCACUCGUUGUGAUUGGUGGCCUCCUUUUGAAUUUGUGUGUAGCGGGAGCUUUGAUGAGACCAAUAGCAUUCUAUAAAGACCGAAUUACUUGGAAGGCAGUAAAUUCAAAAGAAAUUCAUUCGAACAAAACAGUUUGGACAACUGGCAGUGAUGGUAAAUGUGAUCACACACCAAAUUCUGGACAGAAAACGACGAAAGAAAAGUGUUCGAAUUCCAUAUUUUCCCAAGAAAAUUGCAACAAGAGAAAAAUGUCACUUGUAAAACAAUUUUUUCUUGAUACGAAAAAUAAGAUCAAAAUUAAAAAUAUAUGCAAGAUAUCGAUAAACAUUCAAGUUUUGAAAAAUGUGCUAUUCCGAAUGUGGAUUCCGGUGUGUUUUCUCGCCAUAAUCGGAUGUGUACAGAUUGCAAUUUUUAUACCUCCACACGCUAAAGAUCUUCGAAUAUUGGAUAGUAAAAUAACCAUACUAGUGAUCAUGAUAGGAGCUUCAAACUUUUUUUCUAAGAUUGUUGUUGCUAUUUUUAUUUAUCACAACUUUAUGUCAAAAACUCACAUGAUGGCUGGGUCCUUGAUUAUAACCGGUGUAUCUUGUAUGCUUAUUUCACUUUAUACAGACUUCAUGACCAUGUGUUUCCUAUCCGUAAUAUUUGGAUUUUUUGGAAGCGUGUAUUUCGGUUUAUUUCCAGCUGUAAUUGCAGACUUUGUAGGAAUAGACAAUCUUUCCAGCGCAAUGGCGAUAAAUAUGAUGAUGCAAGGACUAGGGUUGUCUAUCUCGAACCCAAUUUUAGGUUAUCUGAGAGACAUAUCGGGAUCUUUCUAUGCCUCCUUCUAUGUGAUGGGAUCAACUCUUAUAAUGAGUGGAACCAUAUUGUUUUUGGAACCGCUUUGUAGAAAGUUAGAAAAAAGAAGAAUUGAUUCUAAAAACAUAGAACAAGACGUUGUGAUAACACCAUUGUGAUAUGAGAGAGAGAGAGAGAGAGAGAGAGAGAGAUUGAAUCCAACAUUCCAAAUCAGUAUUUUCGAAGGAAUGUAUCUUUAAUACCAACUUAGGAAUGAAAGUGGUUUUAUUAUUUGCCAAAAUGUUUUCAAAAUAUGUAUUUUGAAACAUACAUAACAAUAUAUAUUUAAUUAAUUCAGAAUUUACAUUAAUCUUACAU
Messenger RNA from Saccostrea cuccullata (small rock oyster), 1715 nucleotides. RefSeq names its product monocarboxylate transporter 13-like. The coding region runs from base 44 to 1516 and encodes 490 amino acids. Gene Ontology annotation, molecular function: monocarboxylic acid transmembrane transporter activity. Gene Ontology annotation, biological process: transmembrane transport. The record is from RefSeq and is a predicted model, not a curated record. Gene Ontology annotation, cellular component: membrane. Lineage: Eukaryota; Metazoa; Mollusca; Bivalvia; Ostreida; Ostreidae. The transcript has 5 exons.